CAAAAGUGCUGCAUUUUGUCAAUGGUAGUUGAGAGAAAAAUUGCGAUAAAAAAUCUUUUCUUGUCUAUUGAUUCAUCCAUCGUUGCCCCACCGACUGAUGUGAAAUUUUCUCGAUAAAUUAUUUAAUUUAUCGUUUUAUAAGAAAAUUCUACUUAGAAUUAACGUAUAGACUAACGGGGCAAUCGUUAAAUUCAACCAAAAUAUAGACUCGUGUCGCAAAACGUCUUAAACCCUCUUCCUGUAUGUCACCUGUGCGUUCAUCGGGCGACAGCUUCCGAUCGGUUUCGCACGUCCUACAAUAAACAAUAGUUUGUUUUUGCGGCGUAUUCACGCGGGCGAUCGAUCGCGUGCGGUGUUGUGCAGUGGUAAUGGUCGGUGCAGUGGCAGUGGAGGUGGAGAUGCAUCAGUGAAGGGAAGGAGCGCUAGCAGCAGGGCUCGCCAGGGACUCAGAUGUUGGAGACGCGAACCGCGCGCGCCGCAGACUCGGUGUGGGCGAGCAAGCCGCUGCCGGCGCCGCACGCCAUGGCCAACCCGAGACAUGGGAAAAACGCUCAGGAGGACGUGUGCUACGUGGUCGCGAAAUACGACUACGCAGCGCAAGGCGCCCAAGAGCUCGAUCUCCGCAAGAACGAGCGCUACCUCCUGCUCGACGACUCGAAACAUUGGUGGCGUGUACAGAAUGCGCGCUCCCAGUCGGGCUACGUACCUAGCAACUAUGUCAAGAAGGAGAAACCUUCGCUCUUUGACAGUAUUAAGAAGAAAGUGAAAAAAGGCUCCGGUUCCAAGACGCUUCCCUCGAACAGCUCUCCAGUCCGCGGCGGCACGGAGUCGCCCGGAGCGAGGCGCGUCGCAGAACCCACGGAGGCACUAGGGACCGCCGUCGUCAAGUACAACUAUCAAGCGCAGCAACCCGACGAGCUGUCGCUCACCAAAGGGACCAGGAUCCUGAUCCUGGAGAAGAGCAACGAUGGCUGGUGGCGGGGGCAGUACCAGGGGCACACUGGAUGGUUUCCUUCGAACUACACGAGCGAAGAGGGCGAUGCCGAGGACCCGGUCCACACUUACGCUAUGGCGGAGAACGUUCUAGAUAUUGUUGUGGCGUUAUACUCGUUCACAUCGAACAACGAGCAAGAGCUGUCGUUCGAGAAGGGCGAUCGCCUGGAGAUCGUCGAGAGACCUCCCUCCGACCCCGAGUGGUACCGCGCGCGCGACUCGCGCGGCCGCCAGGGGCUCGUGCCGCGCAACUACCUGCAGGAGCUCGCCGACUACCUCGCCAUGCCCUACAGUGAAGCGACGGAAGGCGGUCGAGCCGUGGCCGGCACCGGAGCGCAGGGCCGCGCCUGGUACUACGGCGCCAUCACGCGCACGCAGUGCGACACGCUGCUCAACCAGCACGGACACGACGGCGACUUCCUCAUCAGAGACUCCGAGACUAAUGUCGGUGAUUUCUCAGUAUCCCUAAAAGCGCCGGGCCGUAACAAGCACUUCCGCGUCCACGUCUCCGGUUCCCUGUACUGCAUCGGACAGCGCAAGUUCCCCACGCUCGACCAGCUGGUCGCACAUUACCAACGGGCACCCAUCUACACCAAUAAGGCGGGCGAGAAGCUGUACCUCGUGCGUCCGCUGCCGCGCGCCGACCCGCCCUGCUGAGCCACACUAGCCACCACACCCGCCAC
This is a messenger RNA of Cydia fagiglandana, 1676 nucleotides long. RefSeq names its product SH2/SH3 adapter protein dreadlocks (gene dock). The transcript is spliced from 9 exons. NCBI's taxonomy places the organism in Eukaryota, Metazoa, Arthropoda, Insecta, Lepidoptera, Tortricidae. Gene Ontology annotation, molecular function: signaling adaptor activity; receptor tyrosine kinase binding. Gene Ontology annotation, biological process: cell migration; signal transduction. The record is from RefSeq and is a predicted model, not a curated record. Bases 451 to 1650 code for a protein of 399 amino acids.